UGUCUUCAUUCCAUUUUCUUCAUUCUUCUUCGUGUUCAUACCCUGGUGGCUGAACUCUCUUAAUAACACUCAUUAUCUAAAUCCUGUGGAUAUUCAUUUCGAUCACUCCCUUCACUAGCCAAUUCGCCUUUUUCUACAACCAAAAAACCAGUCAAAAUGAAGUUCCUCCACAUCCUCGUCCUUGCUACCUCGGCUACUGCCUUGGUCAUGCCCCGCCACCACGCUGGUAAGAAGGCUGGUGCAAACAACGGCAACGCUGUGGCUGCUGCUGGUGGCAACGCCAACAACGCAAACGCCAAUGCUAAUGUGAAUGCUGCUGCCGCGGCGAUCAACGGCGGCGCCAAGAACAACAACAACAACAAGAGACACCACGCCGGAAAGAAGGCUAAGGGCAACAAUGCCAACGCUGCUAACGCCGCUGCGGCUAACAACAAGCGACACCAUGCUGGCAAGAAGGCAAAGGGUAACGCCAACGCCGCCAAUGCCAAUGCCAAUGCCAAUGCCGCCAAUGCUAACGGCAACGCCAAUGCUGCUAACGCGAACGCUGCCAAUGCGAACGCUAACACCAACAACGCGAAUGCCAACGCGAACAACAAGCGACACCACGCCGGCAAGAAGGCCAAGAACGGUGGCAACGCCGCGAACGCGAAUGCCAACAACUAAGAGGUUUAAUAUGGUGGCACUGCCAGGCUAGAAAUAUAAG
Molecule: messenger RNA, 703 nt
Organism: Hypoxylon trugodes
Lineage: Eukaryota; Fungi; Ascomycota; Sordariomycetes; Xylariales; Hypoxylaceae
Exons: 3
Coding region: 157-663 (168 amino acids)
Source: RefSeq, a predicted model, not a curated record